UCUCUUUAUGUAUUGAGAACAGAGACCAUAAUGAAAAUAACAAAAAUCUAUCAGAAAUUACAAUGAAACAUGUUUAUGACAGAAAUAAGCAUAUUCACUUUUGAUGGCCUGCUUAAAUCACUGGGCUACCUGAAUUUCCUAUGCAUUAAAAUGCAUGGCUUCUACUCCGUUUCACAUUGUUUUAAUCUUCUCAUUACCAUAGUGAAUCGCGGUCUAUACUCGCUUACAAUUCGGAGUAGGUUUCUACCUACCGCUGUGAGAUUUUUGAAGGAAUUGGAGGAAGAACAUUAUGGAGUAGUAGCUUUGGAGAAGAAUAUUUCUUCAGAUAAUGAAUUUUCGAUUAUCAUAUUGUUUUAUGAUUCUAUGCAGUCGGUAUAUACCUUGCUAUGAAACUCACUGAAAAUUCAGUAUUGUGUAUGAACGCACCUUUCGGUUCGGUGCUAUUAUUAUUAUUAAUAUGUCGAUGUUUUUGUGUAGUGUAAACCUUAUCGAGUUAGCGGCUUUUUACCCUUUUUGUGCUAUAUUUAGCUUUUAUUUGGAGGGGGGGGCACAUAGUACACUAAAAAAGUGACUAUAAAGUUAUCUGCUUAUAUAAAAGGUUUAUGUAAUUCAUGCUGUUUAUUUCUUAUUCUUGAUAAAUAAUGAAAAUUUGAUUUCUGAAUGCCUUUUGCUUUAAAUGCAAG
Molecule: messenger RNA, 683 nt
Organism: Trichobilharzia regenti
Lineage: Eukaryota; Metazoa; Platyhelminthes; Trematoda; Strigeidida; Schistosomatidae
Source: the annotation of a GenBank genome assembly